GCAGCAGUGCAAUCGUGGUCCAGUAAAUUUGUAAAUGGUUGAAAAAGUGAAAGCGGAAGCAGGUGAAAGGUGUACUAAUGAAAUAAGCUUCCACUGCAAGACACAUUUUUCAGCUUUCCUGCUCUGACAAUGGGAAAAGUUUCGAAACAGAAGCAACAGAAAGCCAUUCAUCCGAACAGUAGAAAGGCACAGCAGCUGGGAAGGAAACAGAUACACAAGAACAAGGUUAAAGAGCGAAAGAAGCAACUUACAAGCAAGUUGAGGACGAAGCUUGACAAGCUAGCCUGGUUCCACAACAACAUUGCAGAAGUGGAAACAAGACCAUCACCAGAGGAGUUCCAUAAUCUAAUUGAAAAGUACUUCCACAGAUUUGAUGACGAGCUAGAGCAUGUGCGUACCAUUGAGGAUAUCAGGGGCACUACGCUUCAGUACAAGGGGCGCAUGGAUGCCAUCAAGAUGACAUCGGAGAAGGAAACUACAGACUACAUGACAUGUGGCCUAGAGGUUCCCGAUUUGUUGAAUGCUGAAGCGUACAGGAUAUUCAGGGAAUGGGAUGGCAGCUCAGUAUCAUACUUUCCAAAAAUCACCAUGAAGAUGUACAGCAAAGCUAUGUUGGAAACAAUAGCAUCGAGAAAAAAUUGAAAACUAGCUUCAUAAAUAAAAUCCGCCUUUCACA
This is a messenger RNA of Ornithodoros turicata, 676 nucleotides long. Its product is annotated as translation machinery-associated protein 16-like. NCBI's taxonomy places the organism in Eukaryota, Metazoa, Arthropoda, Arachnida, Ixodida, Argasidae. The transcript has 7 exons. The coding region runs from base 130 to 642 and encodes 170 amino acids. Gene Ontology annotation, cellular component: nucleus. The record is from RefSeq and is a predicted model, not a curated record.